Molecule: messenger RNA, 306 nt
Organism: Penicillium waksmanii
Lineage: Eukaryota; Fungi; Ascomycota; Eurotiomycetes; Eurotiales; Aspergillaceae
Exons: 1
Coding region: 1-306 (101 amino acids)
Source: RefSeq, a predicted model, not a curated record
AUGAUUGGUCCCGAAGCAGAGAAUAAGAUCUAUACGCAAAGCUUCCGUCGCUCGCAAAAAGGGCACGCCAUUUGGCCGAAAGCCUAUUCAAAAUAUCUUCAACCAGGGUGCUGUGGGUAUGUUGAUGGAUAUGGUAACUUUGUUAAAAUGGUGCAGUUGACCGACCCCGCUGCCAUCAAUAAUCUCAGUCUUGAUCCAUUGGAUGGCAUCGAGAUCGUGGAUGACGGCGGCGGAACCUUUUGGGAUGCAAAGACUUUAAAUCAGAUAGUCGCAGCAGCGGUCAAUUUGGAUGCCCAAGCUUUGUAA